CAAUAGAAGCAUAAAAAAUCAACUACCUUAGAAAAGGAGUGAAAGGAAGAAAAGAGAAACAAGAAUGGAAGUGACACAAGUACUGCACAUGAAUGGAGGCUCGGGAGAAACAAGCUAUGCAAACAAUUCCUUAGUUCAGCAAAAGGUGAUUUGUUUGACAAAGGGUAUGAGAGAGGAAGCCAUAAGCAGCCUCUACCGCAGCAUGCUCCCAAGAAGCCUUGCAGUUGCGGACUUGGGUUGCUCUUCUGGACCAAACACUUUCUUGGUGAUAUCUGAAGCUAUAAAAUCGGUGGAGAAGCUUUGUCGAGAACUGAAUCAUCAGUCACCAGAAUACCAGAUCUACAUGAACGAUCUUCCCGGGAAUGAUUUCAACAACAUCUUCAAGUCCCUUGACAGCUUCAAAGAGAAACUGUGUAAUGAAAUAAUAGAAGCUGGGCAUGGAAUUGGUUCAUGUUUUUUCAAUGGGGUUCCAGGUUCUUUUUAUGGCAGGAUCUUUCCAACCAAAAGUCUGCAUUUUGUUCAUUCCUCGUACAGCCUUAUGUGGCUAUCCAAGGUUCCUGAUGGUGUAGAGAACAAUAAGGGCAACAUUUACAUGGCCAGCACAAGUUCCUUAAAUGUCCUUAAGGCUUAUUACGAGCAAUAUCAAAAGGAUUUCUCGUUGUUUUUGAAGUGUCGAGCGGAAGAAAUCGUGGAAGGGGGUCGUAUGGUUCUGACAUUUUUGGGAAGAAGAAGCGACGAUCGAUCUAGCGAAGAGUGUUGCUAUAUAUGGGAACUUUUGGCUAUGGCUCUUAAUGAUAUGGUCUCGAAGGGAAUCAUAAAAGAAGAGCAAAUGGAUACUUUCAACAUCCCUCAAUACACGCCAUCCCCAUCUGAAGUGAAAUUUGAGGUUCAAAAGGAAGGUUCAUUUAGCAUUACUAGUCUGGAGGUAACGGUAGUACCUUGGAAUGCCUACGAUAACGGGAAUGCUUUUGAUUCUGAAUGUGGUUUCUCUAAAUCACUCAGUAAUGGAGGGUACAACGUUACAAAGUGCAUGAGGGCCGUAGCAGAACCUUUGUUGGUUAGUCACUUUGGAGAAGCAAUCAUUGAAGAGGUUUUUAGCCGGUAUCAACAAAUCUUAACUGAACGAAUGUCUAAGGAGAAAACCGAAUUUGUUAACGUGACCAUAUCAAUGAUUAGAAGAGCAUGAGUAAGAAGUUGCAUAUGUUUGCAUAUUUAUGUGGUUUCUCAUUAAAGCCUACCCCAAAAAACUUUCUUCAUCGUGGUUGUUGUGUGUUUAAUUGUAGGAAGUAUUCGUGUGUGGUAUCUCCUGUAACAAAACUAAAAGUAUUCAUGCAUGUGUGGUUUCUCAUUAAAACUGGGAAGUAUUCUGUUACUAUAAACUAAUAUCUAUUGAUUAUGUUGUACCUCUGGCUUGUGAUUAUUAAUUAGUGAUUUAUGGAUAUUAUGAUAA
This is a messenger RNA of Glycine soja, 1450 nucleotides long. Its product is annotated as salicylate carboxymethyltransferase-like. The record is from RefSeq and is a predicted model, not a curated record. Gene Ontology annotation, biological process: methylation. Gene Ontology annotation, molecular function: S-adenosylmethionine-dependent methyltransferase activity. The coding region runs from base 65 to 1186 and encodes 373 amino acids. NCBI's taxonomy places the organism in Eukaryota, Viridiplantae, Streptophyta, Magnoliopsida, Fabales, Fabaceae. The transcript is spliced from 4 exons.